This is a messenger RNA of Spirodela intermedia, 2193 nucleotides long. The record is from the annotation of a GenBank genome assembly. Lineage: Eukaryota; Viridiplantae; Streptophyta; Magnoliopsida; Alismatales; Araceae.
AUGUUCUCGGGGAACCACUGGGGAGGCUCGUUCGAGAUCAUCGAUGGCGCUGACGACGACGACAAGGGCCACCGCGACGGCGGAGAUGUCGACCGGGGGGCGGCGGCGCGUCGGGAACUAGACGAGACGCAGAAGAGCUGGCUGCUGGGGCCGCAGGGCGGCGGCGCCGCCAAGAGGAAGGAGAAGUACGUUGACCUCGGCUGCGUCGUCUGCAAGCGGAAGGUGAUCCGGUGGACCUUGUGGGCCGCCGUGAUCUUCUUCUUCGUCGUUGCCCUCCCCAUUAUCAUCGUCAAGUCGCUCCCCAAGGGAAAGCCCCAGGUGCUUCCCCCUGAUGACUACUCCGUCGCGCUCCGCAAGGCCCUCCUGUUCUUCGACGCCCAGAAAUGUGAGAACCAACAAAACCUCUCACCUCCCCCUCUUGGGCUAUCCCUCUCUCUCUCUGUGCGGGUGUGAGAAUUUACUUCAGUUCUUGCCGUCGCCAGCCGGCCGGUUGCCGAAGAACCACAGGGUGGCAUGGCGGGGAGAUUCGGGCCUGAGCGAUGGGUCGACGUUGCCGGAUGUGAAGGGGGGGCUCGUCGGCGGCUACUACGAUGCCGGCGACAACAUAAAGUUCCACUUCCCCAUGGCCUUCUCCAUGACUCUCUUGAGCUGGUCCGUGAUCGAGUAUAGUCACAAAUACAAAGCCAUUGGAGAGUACGAUCACAUUAGAGACAUCAUCAAAUGGGGCACCGAUUACCUCCUCCUGACUUUCAACUCUUCCGCCACCGUCAUAGAUAAGAUCUACAGCCAGGUAAGAAGUGGACAUUUCUCUCUCUCUCUCUCUCUCUCUCUCUCUCAUCGUUAUCAGGCGUACUGCUAGGUGGGCGCGGCGAAGAAUAUGUCUACGACCCCGGACGAUCACUACUGCUGGAUGAGGCCGGAGAACAUGGACUACGAGCGACCAGUGCAAACAAUCACUUCGGGGCCCGACCUGGCCGGGGAGAUGGCGGCGGCAUUGGCCGCCGCCUCCAUCGUCUUCCGAGACGAUGACGCCUACUCGAAGAAGCUCGUCAUCGCGGGGGCGGCGCUCUUCCGGUUCGCCCGGAGCAACGGGCGGCGGAGCCGCUACUCACUGGGGAGACCCGAGACGGCACCGUUCUACAACUCCUCCGGCUACUACGACGAAUAUAUGUGGAGCUCGGCGUGGAUGUACUACGCCUCCGGCAACUCCAGCUACCUCUCGCUGGCCACAAACCCUGGCAUCCCUAGGAACUCCAAGGCCUUCCUCUCCAUUCGCGACCUCAACGUGUUCAGCUGGGACAACAAGCUCCCCGGAGCGGAGCUGCUACUGACCAGGCUCAGGGUCUUCCUCAGCCCCGGUUUCCCCUACGAGGAAAUGCUCAGCAGCUACCACAACGCUACCACUCUCAACCUCUGCUCCUACCUCCCCCAAUUCAACGUCUUCAACUUCACAAACGGUGAGCCAUUCACUCUUCCCCUCCGCCCAAAACCCUAACGAUUACUUCCCAGUGGCCUCAUUCUUCCUUCACGGCCGCCGGCAGGGGGAAUGAUUCAGCUGAAUCACGGGAGGCCGCAGCCAUUGCAGUACGCCGUGAAGGCCGCCUUCUUGGCCUCCCUCUACGCCGACUACCUUGGCGCACUCGGCAUCCCCGGUUUCAACUGCGGCCCCUACUACUUCAACGCCGAUACCCUCCGCAGCUUCGCCACCUCACAGGUUGAACCCACCGGCGACUCUUCUGCACACUGCAGCGUUGAAGGGUUUCUGAACUGCCUUAUUCCCCCUCAUUGCAGGUUGACUACGUCCUGGGGAAGAACCCUAGGAAGAUGAGCUACGUGGUCGGCUACAGCGCCAAGUAUCCGCGCCAUGUGCACCACCGCGGCGCGUCAAUUCCCCGCGCCAGCGGGAAUUAUUCCUGCACCGGCGGCUGGAAGUGGCGCGAUGCCCGCUCGCCGGACCCCAAUGUUAUCACCGGCGCCAUGGUCGGAGGGCCGGACAGGUUCGACGGCUUCUCCGACAGCAGAUCGAACUACAACUACACAGAGCCGACGCUAGCCGGGAACGCGGGGCUGGUGGCGGCGCUCGUCUCGCUCACGGGCAGCGGCGGCAGUGGGAUUGACAAGAACACCAUCUUCUCCGCCGUGCCGCCGUCCUUUCCGGCGAGCCCGUCUCCUCCCCCGCCAUGGAAACCGUGA